ACAACAACAACAACAAUUUCAGAAAAAAAAUUCCUCCUCAUAGGUGUCGCGCUGAUCGGCCCCGGCCUAAGGGGCCAUGACGCGUUGGCCCUUUCAUUAUUUAUUAUUGCUCUCGGUGGCAGUAUUCUGUGUGCCGGGUGUCAUAGCGCUGCACGACGAACAAAAUAGAACAAUACUCAAUGUUGGCUAUCUAACAGCCAUUACCGGUGAACUAAUGGACAAGCAGGGUCUGGCCAUUUCAGGUGCACUCACGAUGGCUUUAGAUGAGAUCAACGAUGAUGAAAAUUUGCUGCCAAAUGUUAAGUUGCAGCUACGCUGGAAUGACACAAAAGGUGACACGGUGACUGCUACCAAAGCCAUUACCGAAAUGAUAUGCGAUGGCAUUGUGACGAUAUUCGGUCCAGAGGGUCAUUGCUAUGUGGAGGCUAUUGUAUCACAAAGUCGUAACAUUCCAAUGAUAUCAUAUAAAUGCGCUGAAUACAGAGCAUCUGCGAUACCGACAUUUGCACGCACCGAGCCGCCAGAUACGCAGGUCAUUAAGUCGGUGAUCUCUUUAUUGCGUUACUAUGGCUGGAAGAAAUUCUCCAUUUUGCAUGACGAGCUGUGGACCACAGUAGCCGAUUUGCUCAAAGAACAGGCCACCAAAAGGAAUAUGACAAUAAAUCACAAGGAAGCGUUUCUAACAAAUAUGCCGAAAUGUUGUGCGCUGGGGUUGCCAUGUUGUCGCACAAGUUUUUGGUAUCAGACUGUACAAAAUACAAUGAAUCGCACCCGCAUCUAUGUAUUCCUUGGUUCGGCGAGUUCUCUGGUCGAUUUUAUGCUUUCCAUGGAAACGAGCAAUUUGUUCCUUAAAGGUGAAUACAUGGUCAUCUUUGUCGAUAUGAUGCCCUAUACACCAAAGUAAGUACUGUUGCACAGACGCAAGCACACACCCAUACACAUACACAGGCAUACAUUUGCAGCAUUAUUGAAAGUCACUCAUUGUGUGCCUUACAAACGCACUGACACUGUGUAAGCCUUCCAACAUAUAUACUUUGCAAUAGCAUAUCAACCAUUUCACUAUUUAAUUGCAAUUCUUUAUUUGCGAGUAAAUACAUAUACCGUUAAUUGUGCACUAUUUGCAAUCUUACCUUUAUUUGUUUCUUUUUUCCAUUAAUUUCAUUGCGCCUCUGCCAACAAA
Messenger RNA from Rhagoletis zephyria (snowberry fruit fly), 1180 nucleotides. Its product is annotated as receptor-type guanylate cyclase Gyc76C-like. The record is from RefSeq and is a predicted model, not a curated record. Gene Ontology annotation, cellular component: membrane; G protein-coupled receptor heterodimeric complex. NCBI's taxonomy places the organism in Eukaryota, Metazoa, Arthropoda, Insecta, Diptera, Tephritidae. Gene Ontology annotation, biological process: G protein-coupled receptor signaling pathway. Gene Ontology annotation, molecular function: G protein-coupled GABA receptor activity.